Molecule: messenger RNA, 3112 nt
Organism: Somion occarium
Lineage: Eukaryota; Fungi; Basidiomycota; Agaricomycetes; Polyporales; Cerrenaceae
Source: the annotation of a GenBank genome assembly
GUCCUCUUUUCCUCCUCACUCUUCGUUGUAUGGUCUUGGGUUGUUGAAGGCUUUCUGCCAUCCUCCCCUCUCCCCGUCUUGCUCCCUUCUCCCCGCCCUCCCCUGCCGUGACAAGGAUACCGCUGGUAUGCUCUUUUCACCUUGUAAGUCACUCACAGCUGUCUUAUCGCUUUGUAUAUGCAGAGUAUUCGCGACCCUUGCCGGCUUCUCUCGAUCCGCCCACCUCAAAGCAAGCAUACCAAACCUAACCAGAACCUUUUCAAAGCCUGUUACUAGCUCUCGCACUCUGUAUCGUCUGGCACAACCCACCCAACCAAGCCCACAACGUCCCUCUUGCCCGCCUGACUCUUCCGGAUUCCGCUGAUUCGUCGCGUACCCGGACUGUCUUCCCCCUACCUCCAUUCAUCCCCCUCCGCAAAAUAGUCACCCUACUCUGCAGCUUUCGUCGAUCCCCCUCAGCUCUCUAGACCUAUCUGCACUACCCCGCCUUUUUCGGCAUAUAAAGUCUCCCCAUAUAUCCCUCAUAAACACUCUUGUUCUCUAUAUAUUGAAUGGCCAUGACGAUCUCUGUCCCAAUCCCUUCUUCUCCGGAGGCUGCCAACACUCCUCCUUCCACAGACGGCGCUCAGACCCCCGUCUCUCCCAAUGCUGUCCAGACGCUCGCCCUCCCCCCGCCUGUCGAUAGCGCUCCUGCUGCCGGAGCUGACAAGCCUGCUCCCGGCCAGGCAAAACGCAAGCCAAGCCGUCGCGCCAACACCGCAGAGCGCAGGGCUACUCACAAUGCCGUCGAAAGACAGCGCCGAGAGACCUUGAACGGUCGUUUCUUGGACUUGGCUGGCAUGCUGCCUAAUCUCUCCCAAAUUCGUCGUCCCUCCAAGUCUUCCAUCGUCAACUCUUCCAUCGCUCAUAUUCAUGCUUCUCGCCGUCACCGUGCUCUUGCCUCUCGCGAGCUCCGUCUUCUCAAGCUCGAGACCGAUGCUCUUCGCCGCGAACUCAACGAGUGGCGCGAUCGCUCUGGCCUCCCUCGCGUCGAAGAACCCGUCCGCGGUGAAGCCUUCCAAAUGAUUCUGAGCGGUGAAGUCGAAGCCAUCAGUGCCCCCAUUGAUGAGGAAGAAUCAGGCGAAUACGGCGACGAUAACUUUGGUGACGAUGACUACCCUUCCAACGGUAUGAUGGCAAACGGCAACGAUCCUUCUGAAAAGAUGGGAGGUAUUCUCAAGACCGGAGGUCCGGACGUCGCUCCAUUCGCACACAGUGUCUCCAACGGCGGUGCACCUCACAACGGGCUUCACGUCCAGACCCUGCUCCCUCGUCCUGGUCACGGUGCACCCAGCCCCAUGAUCGUCCAGAGUCCGACCGGUGUUUCAUUCGAAAACCCAGCAAUGAUAUACGACCACCAGAUGCACGUCAACAACCAGGGGUUCUUCAUGAACGGUGGCCAUGCGCACCCUGGUAUGCUUCGAGGCGGUCAACCUGAGAACGACAAGGUUCCGGGUGCGUGGAAUAUGUAUGGCAGUAUGCACGGACCUCAACAGUUCUCUCCUCCGACGUCGAGCCAUGGUGGAAACAGUUCGUCCCCGCUCAAUGUUCCCACCACGCAACAAGCCGCGUAUCUGAUGAACUUGCAGCGUCAGCAAGCCAUGCUCCAGUCUUCGGGACCCAUGGGUCUGAACGGUCACGGUGGUCAUAUGUACGGCAGCCCCGUUGACGGUGACGAUUCCUCCUCGGUCGGGUCCGCACCUGGGAAUGCGGUGCGUAGAGAACGUAGCGGAAGUAUGAACAGCGUAGGCAGUGGAUACGCGUCCGGUCCUGCUGGCGGUAGGUCCCCGUCAGGUAGCAUCUCGGGCAGUUACGAGUUGCCGAACGUGAUGUCGGGUGGACCGAACGGGCAAGGUGCUCUCCCCAGGAGAAUGAACAGCGGUAUGGGCGUUGGCCAGUGGGAUGAGGCAAUGGGGGGCAUGGGUGGUCUGGGCAACAUGGGCGGUAUGGGAGGGAUGUUGAAAGGAGCUCCAACGAUCAGCGUGGGUGGAGGCGGCAAUGGGCAUGCAUUCGCUGCGAUGAUGAUGUGAAGCCGUCGGUCACCUUCAUUCGACGCUUCACACUAGACAAGGCCAACUUCAUCACUCUCGGUUUAUGUAUGCGCCCUCCCUCCUAAAUAUCUAAGCCUGUUGCUUGGCUCGAUACCAUUCGCUCACUCCCUUCUCGAACUUGACGUUUCCCCCUCUCCUCCGUUGGUCCUGGAAUUUUUAUCGCCCUAUGUUUAUUAUUGCUCAGUGCCUGGCCGUACCCUACGAUCGUGUUGCCUCUCUCAUAUGUAUACUUAUAGCGGUCUUGCCCCGUUUCGCGUUCUGCGUUCUGCUCUUUUCGAUGUCUUGUCAAUUUCCUCAGUUCGAUAUUGACACACACUUCACCCCUCCUCUGUCAACACUUCCCACCCGAUGAUGAUAAGCUCUGUCGUGAUGUAUUAUUCUUGCUGGUUCCAGUGUACCUACAGUGUACCCACCUUGUCGUUCUACUACAAAGGCAUGCCUACUCUCGCUCUGUACUUUGCGCACAAGCAAUCCACCCUCGUUUUCCCACCGUACAGACGUACAUGUUCCAUUCCCGUUUUGUGUCUACAGAACAUUGCACCCGUAGCCUCCUCUGUUGAUGUAUGCGUUGUUCCAUCAGUAGCAGCUGCCCUGAAUAUCCCAAUCUCAGUGUCUUCUGCUUGUAUAGUUUCUUCGUGAUAGCGUCGUGUGACCAUUCUGCUCGGUGAUGCCGGCCUACGGGGACGCUCGUGCUGACUGGGAUUUCCCAACCAUAUCUUUCGCAGAUUUCUUUCUUGAAGCUUUGAAGGCUCCCCGACGUGUCAACUUACGUGGAUUCAAAGCAAAUAUUUCACAAUACGCAAAGCUUCUUUAAGUCCGGUUCAACAAUUCCCGGCAUGUAUAUUCGUCUAUAUAUAUAUUUACAUUGCUCCUUGUUCCCUUUGCAGCAAUCCUUCUCGUAAUGCAUUUGCAUAUAUCUGCCAGAACAACAAUGGAGGUUUGUAUAUAUAUCUUCUUACGCUCGGCCUCAAUACUCGGACCUCCGAAGACUCUCCUCGUUCGAGUAAACUUUACACUUUCAG